Messenger RNA from Drosophila rhopaloa, 2565 nucleotides. RefSeq lists its product as uncharacterized. The coding region runs from base 730 to 2478 and encodes 582 amino acids. Lineage: Eukaryota; Metazoa; Arthropoda; Insecta; Diptera; Drosophilidae. The transcript is spliced from 3 exons. The record is from RefSeq and is a predicted model, not a curated record.
CCAUGUACUCCGGAGUUGCGUGCCAGGUGAAAAGGAAAUUAUUAUCAUGAUGGAGACCGCGUCGCGAAAUGAAAUCGUUAAGAGGCGAGUAAAUCAGGCGAAUGAGCUCGUUGGAGCCUCAUAAGCAUGGUUUCAUUAGCGAGGCGUCAAAACGCCGCGAACUGGGUUAAAGAACUCAACUCUGACAGCUGCAGCGGGUGGCCAAAAUCGGAAUCAAAACACCAUUUCAUAUUCAAAUCAACUGCAGCUGGCAGUCUUUGAUUUCGGUGAAAUAGGAGGAGGAGUAGGAGGAGCGGCCGGCCAUAAACUGCGCGAUUGCAUGCAGCAGCACUUAGAGCUCAGCCCAAAAAUAAAAUCACCGCCAUUGUUGUAAUCCCCCAGUGACACCUCAAGUCAGUCGCCGUGGGAAAAUGUUGGAGAGGCAGAAGCGCAGUGGAGUUGGUGGAAAAAGGUGGGAAAGUCGGAAAGUUGGCGUGCGAAAACUGGCUAACUUCUUGGUGGCGCACACUGCCGCCAUUCAGUUGGGAUUUACGAUCUGAGCGGUCAAGUUGUGGUGCGGCGAGCUGCGCUUGAAUGGCGCCAAUUGCGGUUCGGCGUGGUCGGAGGGAUUGGGCUUGUGGCCAGCCGCUGGAGAAGGGUGUGCCCACCACGAGUGCUCCAAGUGUUCCCAAAGUGCAGACUCAUUUAAUGUUUAAUUAAAGUGCAGCCCCCGAUAAAAGGAAACUAACUAUGGCGAUUGCCUACGACUGGAAAAGCAGCGAUGGCUUUGAUGCCGACUUCGGCUGGAACCGCUCCUUCUCCGAGCCGGAUCUCACAGCCAACCAGAAGCAGGGCGACCUCAGCCGGUUCGCCAUCAAGCAUCCGCACGAGUACAUAGCCGUCGAUGACCUCAAGUACUUCCGCCGCCGCCAGCCCGUCCAUCUGCACACCCGGAGCAACGUGUGCCUCCACAGCGGCGAUGAGCCAGUGCCCAGCUUCGGCUCUUUGAAGUCCGAGUACCGCAAGCAGUUCCGUGGCACCCAAUCCCGUCCAAGAUCCUUGCUGCGGCGCGCGACCUCGCUGCGUCUGGAGGGAUUCAUGCAGCUGCUGUCGGAGCACCAGGAGAAAUACCACUGGUACACGCCCGAGGACCUGCGAUUCUCCCGCACUUUCCCCGUUCGCAAUCCGGAGAACCUGCAGUUGGGAGAGGGAGGCGGGGCCACUGAUGGAAUGAAGAACUCCUCGUACCUCAUGCUGGACCCCAGCACCAAGAUACUGCCGCGGGAGGUGUUCCUCGACGAGUCCGAGGUGGCGGCCAGGAGCCAGCCGAAUGGCAAGCUGGCGGCGGACAAGUUCCGACGGGAUGUGGCCGCCCAGGAGCAGCUGCGGUGUCACCUGCAGAUGAGGGCCCAGGCCGUGGACAGGGAACAGCAGGGCCAGGUGCCCGAGCCCUCCGAGUACCGCCGCCAGUUCGUCCAGCAGUUCCCCGAGAAGGCGCACUCCAUUCCCCAGAUGAGCAGCAUCAAGAUCCAGGGCGAGUUCGUGGCCGUGCCGGAGUACAGGGACAGCUUCCGGAUGUAUGCCAACUACUCGAAGAGCGCCCCCAUCAAGAAGGACGACAACCUGCGCGUCUCCGGCUCCGAGGCGGCCUGCGAGCCCAGUGCCGAGGUGCCGGAGUACCGCGACAAAUUCAUCGACCCACCCAAGCACGUGGCCAAAGAGAAGUCCCUCAAGACGGACGAUCACCUGCGUCCGCGCGGGGAGUUCACCAAAGAGAUUCCCGAAUACCACGAGAGCUUCCGAGACCCGCAGAUCACUGAGAUGCCGGAACGGGGAAAGCCCCGGGAGCCCUUUCUCCGGCUGCGCGGCAAGAUUGAGUUCAAUCCGGAGUACAGGAACAACUACCAGGACUUUCCGCGCUCGCGUCCCGUCGUCCAGAAGCCCACCUCCUGCUUCCGGCUGCCCACCUCAGGCGUCACUCACCAGCCGGAUGAGGAGCUGGAAGCGCCCGUCCUGGUGACAGUUCCUUCAUCGGAGGUAACGGCCACGCCGGAAUACCGCCGGGCGCAGUACAACUAUCAGCUGAGGGAGCGCCCCAGGGAGAUGGAAGGGGCUGCCGGAGGACCGGGGAAUCUCCGCAAGAGCUCCGAUUCCUCCCUGGAGGCGAGGCAACCGCAGGUUCAGAUGCCCCACAAGCGCAGGACUUCGCGUCAGCGGCAAGCAAAGGAGACGGAGCAGCCGAUGGCGACCAGGUUCGAGGACGUUGGCGGCAAUGGGGCCAAGAAGCCCGCCAGAUACGGCCGACGAGCCUCCGUCCUCCAGAACGCCGCCAGUUGCCGCGAGAACUCCUCGAUCAUCGAGGGGAAUCCCAAGUACGCCGUGGGAUGUCGCCGGGCCAAGCAGCCGGCCGGAAGUCAGACGCAGCCCGGAGCCUUCGUGGUGCUCGAGGAGCCCUGCAAGCCUUCCAACUGGAUGAAGAAGACCUGGUACGACUCCUAGGUCCCGCAUCUACGCCUAAACUAGAGUAUUCUGUUUUAAAUCUGUCUAUUGUAAAGGAAUAAAUACAAAAUCAAAAAAAAAAAAAAA